UCUCAGCCCCGGGACACCAAGCAGCCCCAUGUGCUCUGACCUCCCGCCCAGAUCCGUUCUCCUGAGUCCCAGGCCCAAGGGCGCCUCCCCGAUGGGAUUCUGCCUCCACCCUUAGGACAGAGCCCCUGGACUCCCAGGAUCCCUGCCAGGAGGAGGAGGAGACAGCCAUCUGCUGGGGCCUGAGCGUGGCUGGGGGACAGGCCGUUGGUCCCAGAAUGCCCCUGCCCGAGCCUAGUGAGCAGGAGGCCGAGAGCGUGAAGGCCGGCCAAGAGCCAUCCCCUGAGCCUCCUGAGCCGGGCACAGAUGUCGUCCCUGCAGCCCCCACGAAGCCCAAGGAGUUCUCCAAACUGGUCCUGCUGACGGCCUCCUCAGAGAACAAGGAUGGGGGGGACUCCCAGCCCAAAGGAGUGCCUUGCGCCAUGUCCCUGGAGAUGUCUGGCCCUGACACCCUGGUCAGGACCCCCCAGAUCCUGUCGUCAGAGGAGCAGGGGGCGGCAGUCCAGCCAAGCCCCCCAACCUCUGAGCAGAAAUGCAGCAAGCCAGACACAGCAGCCCCCAAGCCCCUGGAGUUCCUGAGGACCCCAUUUGGGGGCCGCCUCCUGGUGCUCGAGUCCUUCCUGUACAAGCAGGAGAAGGCUGUGGGUGACAAGGUCUACUGGAAGUGCCGCGAGCACGCCGAGCUGGGCUGCAGGGGCCGGGCCAUCACUCGCGGGCCUCGGGCCACGGUGAUGCGGGACCACUGCCACCCGCCCGACGAGGAGGGCCUGGAGGCCCGGCGCCAGAGACAGAAGCUGCCCAGGCCAACCCUGCCCGAAGGCCUGGGGGGUCCCGAGGGCCCCGGAGGCCGAGUGGAGGAGCCGCUGGAGGGGGUGGGCCCGUGGCUGUGCCGCGAGGACCCGGAGCCCGCCCCUGGGCUGGUGCUGAGCAAGCCGGCCCCGGAGGAGGAGGGGAUGCGAGCCCUGUGGCUGCUGAGCUUGCCCCCCAAGAAACGCCCGACGCUGGGGACUGGAGAGCCCCGGGCCCUGGAGUUCCUGAGGACAUGCUACGGGGGCAGCUUCCUGGUGCACGAGUCUUUCCUCUACAAGCGGGAGAAGGCUGUGGGGGACAAGGUGUACUGGACGUGCCGGGACCAUGCGCUACACCGCUGCCGCAGCCGCGCCAUCACCCAGGGCCAGCGGGUGACUGUGAUGCGUGGCCACUGCCACACGCCCGACGUGGAGGGCCUAAAGGCCCGGCGGCAGCAGGAGAAGGCCACGGAGACGCUGCAGGCCAGGCCCGGUGGCCCCGGGGGCCGAGUGGACACACCGUUCCAAGGUGUGGACAGCCUGUUCUACCGCAGGGGGACUGGCACCCUGACACUCACCAGGCCACGGCCCAGAAAGCGUGUCAAGGUCAAAGAUCAGGGCCUGCUGGCCCAGCCCAAAGCCCUGCAGGGAGCCCCUGAGGACCAGGAUGAGGACCCGGGCGGCCCUGAGUUCCUGAGGACCCCUCUGGGGGGCAGCUUCCUGGUGCACGAGUCCUUCCUCUACCGGCGGGAGAAGGCGGCCGGGGAGAAGGUGUACUGGACGUGCCGGGACCAGGCCCGCAUGGGCUGCCGCAGCCGCGCCAUCACCCAGGGCCAGCGGGUGACCGUGAUGCGUGGCCACUGCCACCCGCCCGACCUGGGGGGCCUGGAGGCUCUGAGGCAGCGGGAGAAACACCCGGGCUCGGCCCAGCGGGGGAGCCCAGGCAGCCCUGAGUUCCUGAGGACCCCUCUGGGGGGCAGCUUCCUGGUGCACGAGUCCUUCCUCUACCGGCGGGAGAAGGCGGCCGGGGAGAAGGUGUACUGGACGUGCCGGGACCAGGCCCGCAUGGGCUGCCGCAGCCGCGCCAUCACCCAGGGCCAGCGGGUCAUGGUGAUGCGCAGGCACUGCCACCCGCCCGACCUGGGGGGCCUGGAGGCCCUGAGGCAGCGGGAGCAGCUCCCCAGCCGGGCCCAGAGGGAGGACUCAGGGACCCUCCAGCCUCUGGAGUUCCUGAGGACUUCCCUCGGGGGCAGGUUCCUGGUGCAUGAGUCCUUCCUCUAUCGGAAGGAGAAGGCGGCCGGGGAGAAGGUAUACUGGAUGUGCCGGGACCAGGCCCGCCUGGGCUGCCGCAGCCGGGCCAUCACCCAGGGCCAGCGGGUGACCGUGAUGCGCAGCCACUGCCACCCGCCCGACCUGCUGGGUCUGGAGGCCCUGAGGCAGCGGGAGCGGCUCCCCAGUGCGGCCCAGCAGGAAGACCCAGAGAAGAUAAAACUUCUGCCUGAAGUUCAACUGUGCCUCAAGACUUGUUCUCCUGAAAGCCAGCAGAUUUAUGGGAAGGUCAAAGAUGUAAAACUUGACAGCAAGUCCCAGUGAGGCCAAUCUCCUCCCCGAUUCGAGCAGAGGAACCUCACGUGUUGCCAGCAUCAAGGAUGCUCCGCGUCCACAUGGGACCCCGGCAUUUCCCACCCGGUUAGAGUUUGCUUGAC
Molecule: messenger RNA, 2491 nt
Organism: Ceratotherium simum simum (southern white rhinoceros)
Lineage: Eukaryota; Metazoa; Chordata; Mammalia; Perissodactyla; Rhinocerotidae
Gene: FLYWCH1
Product: FLYWCH-type zinc finger 1
Source: RefSeq, a predicted model, not a curated record